AUGACUGGUCUGUUCCCGGCUGUGUUGAACUUGGCCUCCAUGGCAGAUAUCUCCACUAAUGCGACCUGUGGUUCCACGGGUCCGGAGAUGUUCUGUAAGCUGGUGGAACAUGUACCCGGCCAGCCCAUAAGAAACGCUCAGUGUCGAAUCUGCAACCAAAAGAGUACAACACCCACAGGUAACUGGAUCUUAGAGCGUUCAAUAGAUGGCGUCACCUUUGACCCCUGGCAGUACUACGCCAUGACAGACACAGAGUGCCUGACGAGGUUCAACAUCAACCCGCGGACCGGAAAUCCAUCCUACACCCGAGAUGAUGAAGUUAUCUGCACGUCUUUUUAUUCAAAGAUCCAACCACUGGAGAACGGAGAGAUCCACGCGUCUUUGAUCAAUGGCCGGCCGAGUGCAGACGACCCCUCCUCGACCCUGCUGAACUUCACCUCCGCCCGCUACAUCAGGCUGGUGUUUCAGCGAAUCAGAACGCUGAACGCCGACCUCAUGACUCUGACUCAGCGUGACCCGAAGGAGGUCGAUGCCAUCGUGACGAGAAGGUACUAUUAUUCCAUUAAGGACAUCUCAGUGGGAGGGAUGUGUAUCUGUUACGGCCACGCCAAAGCUUGUCCGCUCAACACUUAUACUAAGAAGUUCAGCUGUGAGUGUGAACACAACACAUGCGGGGAAAGCUGUGAUCGUUGUUGCCCCGGUUACAACCAGCAGCCCUGGAUGGCGGGAACCUUCGUGACUCGACAUGUCUGUGAAAAGUGUAACUGCCACAAUAAGGCAGAGGAGUGCUACUUUAAUCAGACGGUAGCAGACCUGUCACUCAGCCUGAAUGUCCAAGGUCAAAACAGAGGGGGCGGAGUCUGUAUCAAUUGCCACGACAACACAGCUGGAAUCAACUGUCAGACAUGUGCUGCGGGAUUUUACAGACCCGCCGAGGUGAGCGCUGAGGAGGAGGACCCCUGCAUCCCCUGCUCAUGUGACCCGCAUGGCUCUAUCAGCCAAUCAUGUGUCCCGGAUUCAAGCCAGGCUACGCCUCUUCAGCCAGCAGGGUCAUGCCGGUGUAAGGAGGGUUUUGGGGGUCUGCAAUGUGACAGGUGUGCUGUGGGUUAUAUGGGCUACCCGUCCUGCCAGCGCUGUAACUGCAGUGUGGAGGGAAGCACCAACGCUGACCCGUGUGUAACACCGUGUGUGUGCAAGGAAAACGUGAAGGGAGGAAACUGUGACCAUUGUAAACUGGGAUUCUUCAACCUGCAAGGUUACAAUCCAAGAGGCUGCGACAAAUGCUCCUGUAUGGGCAUCUCCAGCCAGUGCUCGUCCUCCACAUGGUCCUAUCACAAUGAGACGACUCUGAUGGGCUGGCACCUGCUUGGAGAAACAGGAGGAAGAGUGUGGUCCGUUCACAGACAGACUCCUCCAUACCUCAGCGUCCGUCACUCAGACGUUGUGAAUGACCUCGGCUCAGCGUACUACUGGAACGCACCUGAGCUAUACCUGGGAAACAAGAUUUCAGCGUACGGAGGGAGUUUGGUCUACACUGUGUCCUAUACUACAGACCAACAAGAGCCAAUGGCCAUCAGAGUCACCUCCCAACCCGACCUGAUCAUAGAGGGAGGCGGGAUCAAGAUUAUUGACAGAAGGUUCGGCCAACCGGUGUACCCGUCAUCGCCAAGCACCAAUCACAUUCCUCUUUCACCCGCUAACUUCCUGGUUGCAGAGAGCGCUCAGCCAAUCGGUCGCAGGGAUUUCUUGUCAGUGUUGGCCAACGUGACCAGAGUGAUGGUGCGGGCCUCUUAUAGCACAGAGACAAGCGCUGUGUACAGGUAG
This is a messenger RNA of Notothenia coriiceps (black rockcod), 1824 nucleotides long. Its product is annotated as laminin subunit alpha-2-like. Gene Ontology annotation, cellular component: basement membrane. Gene Ontology annotation, biological process: animal organ morphogenesis; tissue development; axon guidance. The transcript has 14 exons. The record is from RefSeq and is a predicted model, not a curated record. NCBI's taxonomy places the organism in Eukaryota, Metazoa, Chordata, Actinopteri, Perciformes, Nototheniidae. Gene Ontology annotation, molecular function: extracellular matrix structural constituent. The coding region runs from base 1 to 1824 and encodes 607 amino acids.